Molecule: messenger RNA, 1635 nt
Organism: Insectozyma verbasci
Lineage: Eukaryota; Fungi; Ascomycota; Pichiomycetes; Serinales; Debaryomycetaceae
Source: the annotation of a GenBank genome assembly
AUGUCAAGUAAUCAUGAGGAAUCAGAUACUGAUCAGGAGUCAGUUUUAGAAUUUGAAAGAUUAGAAUCAACUUUACCUCCUUCAUUAAAAAGAUCUGCUUCAUCUUUAUUAGAAGCAAUUCAAUCAACCCCAACUCAUAGUUCAACAUCAAUUCAACAUGAUUCAAAUAUUAAACAACCACAACCUAGACAUCCAAAUGAAAAUAAUUCAUAUCAACCAAUUCCUGGAAGACCAACAACAACUCCAAAUUUAAAAAAUUCUACAUUUAGACAAAAUUUAAUCAAUAAAUUAUCGAAAUCUGAGAAUGGUAGAGAAUCUUCACCAAUUCCAUUACCAAAACCAAGAUUUGAUGAAAGUAUUUAUAAACCUGCAUUAAAUGCUAAAUCCUCAACUGGUGUUUUAUGGGCAACUGAAAGAGCUGGUGAAUAUGGUUAUAAUCAAGAAUCAGUUGGUGAAUGGGCAAAUUUAGGUCAAGGUUCUCCGGAACAUGGUGAUACUAUUCCUGGAUCUUUUCCAAGACCAAAAUCUAUACCUAUUUCAGAUGACUCAAAAGGUUACGCUCCUACUGCAGGUAUUACUGAAUUAAGAACAACUGUUGCUAAUUUAUAUAAUGAAUUAUAUCGUAAAGAAAAACAAUCAAAAUAUACUUAUAAAAAUGUGUGUAUUGUUCCAGGUGGUAGAUCUGGUUUGACAAGAAUUGCAAGUAUUAUAAGUGAUUGUUAUUUAUCAUUCUUUUUACCCGAUUAUACUGCUUAUGCAGAAAUGUUGAGUUUAUUUAAAAAUUUUGCACCAAUUCCAGUACCUUUAAAAGAAGCAGAUAAUUAUGAAAUUCAUUUAAAAAUGAUAAAGGAAGAAUUACAAAGAGGUGUAUCUGCUUUAUUAACUUCAAAUCCAAGAAAUCCAACUGGUCAUUGUAUGAAACCUGAUCAAUUAAAGGUUUUACAUGAUAUGUGUAGAGAAAAAUGUUUAUUAAUUAUGGAUGAAUUCUAUUCUCAUUAUUAUUAUGAUGAUGGAUGUACUGGAUCAUCAAUAAGUUCAGCUGAAUUUGUUGAAGAUGUUAAUAGAGAUCCAGUGUUGAUAUUAAAUGGUUUAACUAAAGCUUUUAGAUGUCCUGGUUUUAGAGUAUGUUGGAUCAUUGGACCUGAAGAUUAUAUAAAUGCUUUAUCAUCAUCUGGUUCUUAUUUAGAUGGUGGUACAAAUGCUCCUUUCCAAUAUGCUGCUAUUGAUUUUUUGAAACCAGAAAAAGUUUUAUCUGAAAUGAAAGCUUUACAAGUACACUUUAAAAUGAAGAGAGAUUAUAUAAUUUCAAGAUUGACUAAAAUGGGAUUCCAUUUCAAUGAAAAAAAUACACCUAAUUCAACAUUUUAUUUAUGGUUGAAUUUAAGUCAUUUACCUGGGAAAUUAUCAAAUUGUUUAGGUUUCUUUCAUGAAUGUUUACAUGAAAAAGUUAUAGUUGUACCCGGGUUCUUCUUCUUGAUCAAUCCACAAAAUUUAUCACAUUUAGAAGAAGUAAUUUGGUAUAAUUAUGUUAGAAUAAGUUAUGGUCCCGAAGUUGAUCAUUUGGUUAAAGGAAUGGAUGGUAUUGAGCGUAUAUUAAGUAGAUUUGGAUGUUUACCAUAUGACAUUAAACAAUGA